AUGCAGUUGUUCGUGAUAACGACAGCGUUGCUGCACAUCGGUUUGUGCGACCAUGUGGCUAUCAGGAUGCCGUACUUGAACCCGGCGGGGGUGACCUAUGUGAACGACUUUCAGGAAACACCUCUUGCGUACGCUUCUGCUACACCGUUACAGCCGAUCGCGGCUCAUCUUCCUGUGGCCGCAAACAUUGAAACGCAUCACGUUGGAUAUGCAGCCGCCCAGGUGCCCGCAGUAGCCGCGGUGCCUUUCGUCAAGCAUGUGCCAACAUUGUCACAAGUACCGGUCACUACGAUAGAAGAUCAACAUGGUUUACUACAGAAGGAGGUUGACGUAGUAAAGCCUGCGGUUAGCACUCGGAAGGUCGAGGUACGUCGUCCAGCGAUUCAAAAACAAUUCUACGACAUUGAAGAACGAGUAAUUGUUCGUCCAGCUGGAUCAGCCGUAGUCGAGCUUGACGAGCCGACGUCCAAAGUACAGAAGGGACCAGCCGUGAUCCAAUCUCUGACUAACAAUCUGGAGUAUCUGGCUUAUCCUCAAGUUUCUAGUAUCUACGCUCAUGCCGGUGCCAUCGCUGAUGCACCAGCCGCACCAGCUGCCAUCCCCGUCAUCUCCCAUGCACCGGUUAUUCACGCGACGCCGUCACCUCUGUUGCUCCCUUCGUCCUCACCUGCACCGAUCACUUCCGAGUCUAACAGCUUGGAGGACGAAGCUAUUGUAGUUGAAAAUCCCAACUUUCGUAAGGCUGUCAAUCAGGCGCGCCUUUCUCAGGUUUACACUUCUAAGCCUCGUGUGAUCGCUAAAUCGAAUGGCACACCCGUGGAUGUCGCACAAUUUAUUGCUCACGAUCUUUCGCCAGCUGUGAUACCUAGUCAAAAGCUCAGUGCCGAGAAUAAUAAAAUCAAUCAAAAUAGAUUGAUUGAGCUUCUAACUGCUCGUGGCGGUGUCGUUGAAUUGGGUUUUGCUCGCGACGAUACAACUGGAACACUAAUUGGAGAUGCCGGGCACGUGCGGGCACGUGUUCUCUCCGCGACGCCGACUCCGGAACACGCGGAGCCAUCCGGAGAACGUGUUUCCACACGUCGUAUUGUUGUCAGCAGACCAAUCGAAACUUUCCUAGAAUACGAUAUCGUGGAGCCCGCCACAAAGAUUGAAAAAGUUUCCGUGCAACAACCUACCUUGAUUAAGACCGCUCGUGUAGAUCACGUGCAAGUGCAUGGAUCCAUACCGAUUGUUGGAAAAGCCCUUACGCCCGCAGUGGCUCACGCAGCAGUUCCAGUUUAUCAAAAAACCAUUUCUCCGGCAUUCUAAUGUAUUUUCAUGCAAUGGAAAAAUUUACUUUGAUUUGUAAAAAAUUUUUAUUACAAUGAUUUUGUGAUAUUUUUUGCGAAAAAAAAGAAAAAGAUACAAAAAAUAAGUCUCGAAGCUCUUUCUAGAGUAAUAAGAAGUUACAUUUAUUAAUUAAAUAAACAAAUAUUUUCUACUAAUUCUU
This is a messenger RNA of Monomorium pharaonis (pharaoh ant), 1489 nucleotides long. RefSeq lists its product as uncharacterized. Lineage: Eukaryota; Metazoa; Arthropoda; Insecta; Hymenoptera; Formicidae. The transcript has 4 exons. Bases 1 to 1308 code for a protein of 435 amino acids. The record is from RefSeq and is a predicted model, not a curated record.